Messenger RNA from Boeremia exigua, 1496 nucleotides. RefSeq lists its product as uncharacterized. Gene Ontology annotation, molecular function: GTPase activity. The record is from RefSeq and is a predicted model, not a curated record. The coding region runs from base 86 to 1243 and encodes 385 amino acids. The transcript has 3 exons. Gene Ontology annotation, cellular component: cytoplasm. Lineage: Eukaryota; Fungi; Ascomycota; Dothideomycetes; Pleosporales; Didymellaceae.
CCGCUGACUAAGCCACCAUAGGGCUGAUGGCCCCACUAUACUUUGAAGCUUCCAGAGGCUUUUGUUCUUGUGAUGCAACACCACCAUGCCGUUCGCUCAGCUGGUCAUAGGGUCGCCGGGCUCGGGAAAGUCGACCUACUGCGAUGGAAUGCAGCAGUUCAUGGGCGCUAUCGAACGCAAAUGCUCGGUCGUCAAUCUCGACCCCGCCAACGAUCAUUGCUCGUAUGAGCCGGCCGUAGAUGUACGAGAUCUGGUGACGAUAGACGAGAUUAUGGAGCAGGAGUCGCUGGGACCAAACGGCGGUAUUUUGUAUGCACUAGAGGAACUGGAGCACAACUUUGACUGGCUAGAGGAAGGGUUGAAGGAGCUCGGAGAUGAUUAUGUUCUAUUUGACUGCCCUGGACAAGUCGAGCUCUUCACAUCGCACUCGUCGUUGCGCAACAUCUUCUUCCGCCUCCAAAAACUUGGGUAUCGACUUGUCGUCGUACACUUGACCGAUUCCAUCAUCCUCUCACGGCCGUCUCUGUAUGUAUCUUCAUUACUCCUCGCCCUGCGCAGCAUGCUGCAGAUGGAUCUACCACACCUGAACGUCCUCACCAAGAUCGAUAACUUGAAAAACUAUCCAAAUCUACCCUUCAACCUCGACUUUUAUACCGAGGUACAGGACCUCCACUACCUUCUACCACACUUGAACCGUGAACAGAACUCAGGUAUACCAGGACCCACCCAGGCGGACGCCCGUGAUGACAUGGACCUGGACGACGAGGAGCCUACAUCCAAGUACUCCGCACUGAACAAAGCGAUCGUGGAGCUUGUCGAAGAAUUCGCGCUUGUCGGCUUCGAGACACUGGCUGUCGAAGAUAAGAAGAGCAUGAUGACCCUGUUGCGAGCAAUAGAUCGCGCUGGUGGCUAUGCACUUGGUGGAAUCGAAGGCGCAAAUGAGACGGUAUGGUCGAUGGCCAUGCAACAAGAUGCUGUAACGAUGGAUGCGCGCGACGUACAAGAGAGAUGGCUGGACAGAAGAGACGAGCUUGACGAACUAGAGAGGAAAGCGUGGGAGAAUGAGACUAAAGAUAUGCGCGAUCGUCCAGAAGCUGAAAUGCCGCCUGCCCCUAGAGCCCCUCAGCAAUCCACAGCGAAGAAGGCAGACGACGAGGAUGACGAGAUGGACGAUCUGGAUGAGAUGAAGGAAUUCAUGGAGAAGCAGAAGAAAGACGGCGGCAUCAAAAUCGUCAAGAAAUGAGCAGAGACGAAUUUACCAGAGCCUAAAGUACCGCCUGCGAAAUGAUGCUGCGUUGACACUGCAGUUUGCUCAGGAGGCGAGAUUUAUUACCUGCCCGACCAAGGCUACAGACUGUAGUGAUUGCCAUAAUGUGGUGCAGUAGCUGAGACACAAAAGAGCAGGCAGCAAGCCCCACAUGCAUCACCGCCUGGGCGGGGUAGCGUCACACGCGUCGCGUGAGUGAAGGGGUGCAGGGUGCGCGCUUCACAGCCAU